UUGGAAGUGUUGUCGAAAACAGGUAUCAACGGUAAUGGCAUGAUUUCUUUGGACCAGAAUGAUAACCACCCAGGUGGGGUUUUCUCACAGGCAAAUCCGAUUCAUUGGCUCUUUCCACUGCACACAACGAAGCGAUCAAAGGAUUCAUCAUGCUCAGCGGAGAUUACAUCAACAAAGGCGAACUGCAAAUCAAGUUACCCAAUUACCAUGCCGACACGCCCAUCAAGGCUACCAUUGCUGGCUCCACACCGUAUUUUCUCGAACAAGUGCAACAGGCCAAUAACUAUUUGGCGUUGGCGCGAAAGCAGACCGAGGCGCUGGAAGCCCCGUUUGCCAAACAAUCCAUUAUUGCACUAUUGGAUGAUGUGUGCCAGUUUGUCGACCGUGCUCAGCAUGCUUUUGAUUAUCCGAAUGAAGCAUCGUUAUUUCCGUACAAAGUGUGUCAGCCAAAGUUUUUCAACCCUCCACUGAAGCAAGAUCUCGUCAUCGAAUUCUGUUUGAACGAUGUAUAUGUUGUUUGCAAUGUGUAUGCGUUGGAUGUAUCACGGCAUCUUCAUCACAAGGCCGGUCAUGAUCAUCGUCAGAUGUAAGUGAGCAAUGGGGAACUUGAAGAUGCCCGAUUUCGAAAAAAAGUCUCACGGUAGUACCAGAACCUACAAAGAUAACACCGCCUACGUGUUGGAUGAAGCCGCAACACAGACCCAGUCCCCUAUGUUAACGGAACUGAAAUCAUUAUUGAAGGUGAUCCGAGAAUUAUGCCAAACGUACCGACAAAUGUUGUUGCAGAUCGAAGUAUAGCUUGCAAAAAAAAAAUGAAAAUGUCACC
Molecule: messenger RNA, 826 nt
Organism: Radiomyces spectabilis
Lineage: Eukaryota; Fungi; Mucoromycota; Mucoromycetes; Mucorales; Radiomycetaceae
Exons: 5
Coding region: 150-590 (146 amino acids)
Cellular component (GO): RAVE complex
Source: RefSeq, a predicted model, not a curated record